This is a messenger RNA of Brassica napus (rape), 895 nucleotides long. RefSeq names its product dirigent protein 4. The record is from RefSeq and is a predicted model, not a curated record. NCBI's taxonomy places the organism in Eukaryota, Viridiplantae, Streptophyta, Magnoliopsida, Brassicales, Brassicaceae. Bases 247 to 831 code for a protein of 194 amino acids. The transcript has a single exon.
UAUCAUAAGUUUUUAGCUGUGAUUUUUAUUUUUAUUUUUAUUUUGUACAGUUAUUUCUAGAGACAUUAAAAACACUAAAUAAAAAUCAUAGAAAAGUCCCUACACAUAUAGUAGGCAUCUGUAAUGGCCAAACUCUGCAUAGCCAGCCUUCAUAUAUGGUAAUAAAUUUAAAUGGAUUUGAUUCCCAAAUUUCAGAUUCUUGUUGCUUCUUAUAUAUAUAGUUAGAUUACAUGUAAACGAAAUAGAAUGCAUAGAAUACAAGGGAUGGGGAAGAAGACAGGAAUCAUACUAGUAUUGUUUACUCUUCAUCUACUCAUAUCCUUCGCCCUCUCUGAGUAUUACUCAGAAACUCGUCCAUUCUCACCAAAACAACAAGUCGUCACCAAUCUCCACUUCUUCUUUCAUGACACUCUCAGCGGACCAGACCCAUCAGCGGUCCUCAUCGCCAAACCCCAUCUCACCGGAGAGGACAGCUCUUCUCCCACACCCUUCGGCUCUCUUCUCGCCAUAGACGACCCUCUCACCCUCGGACCUGAUCCCAAGUCCGAGCAGAUCGGGAAUGCCAGAGGAAUGUACGUCUCUUCCGGAAAACAUUUCCCCACGUUGACCAUGUACGUCGACUUCGGCUUCACCUCCGGCCUGUUUAACGGCAGCUCCUUCACCGUGUUUUCUAGGAACACGAUAACGGAGAAGGAGAGGGAGCUUGCGGUUGUGGGUGGUCGAGGAAGGUUUAGGAUGGCUACAGGAGUUGCUCAACUUAAUACAUACUCGGUUAACUUAAUCAACGGUGAUGCCGUUGUCGAGUACAAUGUCACUCUCUAUCAUUAUUAACGAAUGAAAAUGCAUGUAAUACAAAUAAUUCGGUUCCAUAAAAAUGUUGGAUGCUUUCACUUUA